Messenger RNA from Eimeria necatrix, 2808 nucleotides. RefSeq lists its product as hypothetical. The transcript is spliced from 2 exons. Bases 1 to 2808 code for a protein of 935 amino acids. The record is from RefSeq and is a predicted model, not a curated record. NCBI's taxonomy places the organism in Eukaryota, Apicomplexa, Conoidasida, Eucoccidiorida, Eimeriidae.
AUGGACGGCGACCUGCAGCAGCAGCAGCCGGGGAUAGCGGCGAGCUCUUCUUACGGCCGCCCCUUCCAGACUAUGGUGAUAAGAGACACUCCAGGGUCUUGUAUUGUCCCGGACUCCCUCUCCGACUCGCUGGCGCGUCAGCUCUCAGCGCAGCUCUCCAGCAGCGGCCGCAUUUCCACGGACAGGUCCCCCUGUCUGCUGCCUUCCCCCUCCCCCCCCGCUGCAGUUUCGCAGUGGGAGGGGGCGGCGGUGGCAGCAAGCGGCGCUCUCUACCACGGGGCUGGGGGCAAUCCCGGGCUGGUGGGAGAGUGGAGCCCCGGCGGGUCUGUGCCCGCCAGUUUGUUGCUAAGUUCAAGUACCUCUUCGGGCGUGCAGCAGCGGCGCGAAUUCAAAACUGCAGCAGAGACGAUGAGUGCUUCCAGCGGCGCAGUUACUGGGGAAGAAGGCUCUGCUUUCCUCGCCGCUUCCAGCCGGAUCGCCGGCCACCCCACGCCGGCCACGCAGCAGCAGCCCAUGGGUCUCGCGUACAGCCUCCAGUGCGCAGGCAGGAUGGGCAGUAUGGCCCCUCUGCUCUCCUCUGAUGUACAGGCAGAUGUUGUUCGUUUCGUGGUAGAUGAACAGGGGCACCAGCGCAUGCGCAGGGACUCUGCGUUGGAUCUGCAGGCCCCUCCUGGCUACGAAUCUAUAGACCUAUCUGUAGCGCCUUCCCUCGAGGCGCGACCCGUGGCCGAGCAGGAUGUGCUUAUUCAAGAGUUCAAUGCACGCUCCAGAAUUGGGUUUCCCGCCUCGGGAGAAGGCACCUUGGGCCUCGAAGCUGGGUUUUGUGGACAGCAGCCGCAGCCAGACUUCGCGAGGCGGCGGUCCUCGACCCUCUCGCCGUCUUCGCAGACAGCACGCGACAGAGCCGCCGCCCGAAAAGGAAGGAGUCAGCGGACUACACUGGACACUCCCUCUCCUUCUGUGGAGUCUGCCGCGUCUGCGCCACCUGUCAGCUUUACCCAGAACACGGGGGGGAGGGAUGGGAUGGCCCUGGCCAGAUCCGAGCCACUGGAAAACGAGAAGAGUCACGACCCCGUGCAUAUGGAUGUGGGUUUGUCUAUGAGCAAAUUGCAGGGGGAGGUCAGGUCGUUUGUGAGUAUUCUGUACGACUCCGUCUUCAAUUCAAGUCCGACGUGGCAGGUGCCAAUGUACACGUCGGCGGCCCGCGGCGUACACACCCCGCAGCUGCCAGACGUCGUCGUUACCAUGCACUCGCCCUGGUGCACAAGGAAACAGUGGCUGGACCCGCAGCUCGUCGGUGGCCGACCUCUUGAACACCCUGUUUUUGACCAAGGAACGGGCCACGCGGACGCACUUAGACAGCUCACAGCCCUGAAGUCGUGCAUAGGGGACUUCGCGGUCACAGUGGAGUGCGUGCAAGCUUGCGUCGCCGGGCCCGGUCGCCUCUCUUGUGCCCUGAGAGGCACGCUGGUCGCCCCGGGCCUCCUGUCUCGCGACCCCGAAGUCAACGAGCCAGGCCGGGACGGCCACCCUCAAGCUCCCAAGAUGGGCCGCUUUGCUCAUUUCCUCACGCUUAUCCCGAAGCACCUCAACGAUGACACCGCAGACCCUUCAGGCGACGGCAGCAGGAAUACGGUCCCGACAGAUCCCCACCCCUGGAUUUUGGUCGCUCGGAGUUUGUAUUUUUUGAUCGAGUCUGAAAUGUUCGUGGCUAUUAAUGCGUCAGAAGGGACGGGGGGCGCUGCGCACAUUUCCUCUCAGGUUGUCAGUGGCCAUUCGCUAUUGUGUGAUGCGGAUCUCAGCCCAGGAAUCCCCAACGGCUUCGAAACCCCCCUCAGCGUUCCACCGGGAAGGGGUUCUCGAAGCGUGGGGCAACUGCAGGAGCUGGCUGAGCAGCAUGUGGCUCCAAAGAACACCCCAUUGAGCUGUUUGUCGCUAAUGCUAAAGCCUGCCAUUGCUUUGGGGCACGACCGAGGCGUGCCUCUUCCUGGGAAGGCCAGGGGCUCGCUGCCUUCCUGCGACGACCUCCCUACGGGAGCCGAGUGCAUGAAGGCUGCAGUGGCCCAACUUGCGACGGGUCUGCUUGCAGAUUCUCCUACUCGAAAUCAGCAGCACAUUACGGGCUCGGCUGCGUGGACCGCUUUUAUGCACAAUCCAGCGCCGCGGCAGCGGCGCAGCCGCAAGAAGAAGAAGUCGAGACAGGCAGGAACAAAUGCUUCGGACCCAGAGACGCAAUUGCUCUCCAGUAGUAGUCUUUCGGCGGUUGUUUCCCAGUCUGCAUCGUUUCAGCUGCCAGCCACUCUUCAGCUGCAGUCCUUCGAGCAGCAAGCCAUGCAAGACAGACGCGACGACCUCCUCAGCCUCACGUCUUUGCCGUCUAAAGGUAUAUUGACCCUUCCGGGCUCCCAAGGGGUCCCUCCAGAUGCCUUUGAACGGACUGUUUUCGUCUCGUGGAUUCCAAGAGCCGCACGUGCCCAGGAGCACACGGACAAGGAAGAAGCCGAGGAAAAGCUGAAGACGGUUCUUUCGAGCGAGUUGGGUAUUUGCGGAAUUGAGCGCGUCUUGGUAUUCCCACCUCGGGGCUCUCACUGUUGCAUCACCUUUUUCAACUCAGAGGCAUCCAUGGCUUUCUUGUUAGAGUAUGCUGGCGGCACGUUUACACCCAACACGGAGAAGUUUAAGAAGCGCAUCUGCGCCUCCUUCAAUGUUGAAUUUGACAGAGGUAUUCAGAGAGUUUUCAUUCGUAUUGAAGGGGUGAAGCUGAUGCCCCCGGCAGGUCGCGCCGCCGACACGGAGCCGAAGUCUUAG